Messenger RNA from Acytostelium subglobosum LB1, 2304 nucleotides. RefSeq lists its product as hypothetical. The record is from RefSeq and is a predicted model, not a curated record. Gene Ontology annotation, molecular function: protein kinase activity; acyltransferase activity, transferring groups other than amino-acyl groups; ATP binding. Lineage: Eukaryota; Evosea; Eumycetozoa; Acytosteliales; Acytosteliaceae. The transcript has 7 exons. The coding region runs from base 1 to 2304 and encodes 767 amino acids. Gene Ontology annotation, biological process: protein phosphorylation.
AUGAACAAGUAUCAUCAAGUUAGAGUCAUUGGAGUCGGCAGCGAAGCCAAGGCAAUACUAGUCAGGAAACACGAUAGUGAUGGACUCUAUGUAAUCAAACAGAGAAUAUACACCAACUUGGAUCAAGCCAAUGAAGGUCUCAAUGAGGCAAUGUCAAUGGCAAAGAUACAACAUGGAAACAUUGUAAAGAUUGAGGAGGUGUUCAUGGAGAAGAAUGGAACACAGAAUAGUUUGUGUAUAGUGAUGGAGUAUUGUGAUGGUGGCGAUUUGAUGGAGUUCAUGAUCAAUAUGAUAUUGAUUGAAAGUGGAAUGGGUGAAGGCAGCUCAGUGCCAUCAAGUCCACCACAGACUGAGAGACAAUCAGUUAGUUACAGUCCAAUGUCCACAUUGUUAUCAGUUGGUGGUGGUAGUGGACUUGAUGGAUCAUCGUCAGACGACACGACAUAUUCAUACAAGACUGCCACGACCACGACCACAACAUCGACCUCAACAUCAUCAGCAUCGAUGAUGUCGGCAUACACUUCGCCGCCACCACUGGAGAUCACAUACCUCCACACUGCAUCGCAGCAUGGCAACAGACCUGCACAUAAGCAACACAGGAAGCAAUUAUCAUUCGAUUCACAAGUGCUCCAACAACAUGUACAACAACAACAACAACAAUAUCAACUUGAGGCGAUGGCCAUGGGGAUGGCACAACAACCAAGCAGCUCACUAUCCGUCCACAAUCACAACAACAACAACAAGGCCAAUCGAACAAGUUGGUUCAGGCACUCCAAGAAAGUGCGUGCGCCGCCCAAGCCUCUGACCAAAGAGUCAUCAUCACAUUCAAUGAUUGAUCAACUCAAGUCAGCGCCUGGCACUCCCUCCAAACUCGACAUGGAUCACACUCUUCGCGUAUUGAUCCCAUCAAAUUUAUUGUAUAAAUGGAUAUAUCAGUUAUGUUUGGCCGUCAGUUCGAUACACAACUCUCACUUCAUCCACAGGGAUCUCAAGUCUGAGAACAUAUUCCUCUCGGAUUAUGAGAUCAAGAUUGGUGACUUUGGACUGGCCACCAGAUUCGACAACAACAUCAAAGGCAUCGCUGGAACAUAUUAUUAUUCAUCUCCAGAGGUCCUUAAUAAUCAGCCAUACUGCCGACCCGCCGAUAUAUUCUCGUUGGGAUGUAUAUUAUAUGAGAUGACAACCUUCCAUUUGCUACCUCUCACCAAACGAUGUAUAGCUGAAGAGUUGAUCGCUGGAACAUUCGACUCCAAUGUGUUCAAAAGAGAAUUCCCCAAUGAACAUCAAGAACUUGCAGACUUGGUAUUGAGGAUGCUGGAUAUGAACCCGGAUGCUAGACCAUCGAUAGAUUUGAUAUUACAGAAUAAGUUGUUUGAUCAAUUUAAGAAACAGUAUAUACCACAAGAUAGUGCGAUAUUGUUGGAUACUUCACCAGCAUCUGGUGUGGUGUCAACAUAUUCAGUGUCGCCACAAGGUGGCUUCAGGAAACAGUUGGACAAGAGUGAACUGUCUGAUGCAGCCGCAAUAUUAGCAGAGGCCUAUAGUCAAGACCCUAGAUUCUCAUGGAUAAAGAGGAAGAAGUCAAAUCAAGAUAAUGCUGGAGUUGGAGGUGGAGGAGGAUCACUCAAUCAAUCAGAUGAAGAUAUAAUCACAUUGGACUUUAUGGAUCAAGACAUCACAGAUGACAAUGACAACGAUGUCGUUGAUCGUGGAUACGAGAUCAGGAAGCUAUUCUUUGAGUCAGCUCUUAGAAUAAUGUAUAGCGAGCGAUUCUUACUUUGGGGAUACUACAACUCGGAUAAUAUAUUACAUGGAGUAGCAUGUUGGAUAUCACCAGACAGUAAGAAGCGUGUACCUUAUGGAACUAUGAUCGUCAAUGUCCUGUCACUAUUACCAAAGUUGGGAUUGAAGAACUCAAAGAGGAUUAAGGACUUGAUGGAUGCGAUUGAUCGAGCGAUGGAGAAGGUACAUGGUGAUGGCAAUCAAUAUCAUUUGGCUUAUUGUGGCGUGAGGAAGGAGUCGCGAUCCAAAGGAAUAGGUCGAUAUAUGUUGGCGCCAGUAUUGGAAUGGUGUGACUUUUCCAAUCGCAGUUGCAAGGCCAUCGUAUUGAAACAACGUUCCAUUCCUUUCUUUAUGAAGCUUGGCUUUGAAAUGGUCAAAGAGUUCAAAGGUGGCCAUCAGCCAAAAGGCAUUGACGUGAUCUGGGUGAUGGAGCGCAAGUCGCGUCCAAGAGAUAUCGCCACUCCUUCUUCCGUAUCAGCACAACAUCUUAUCCCUUUGCCAUCACCAUCUCCUCAACAUUAA